AUGGAGAAGAAGCUUCCGACGGUUGUCACUAUUGGAGGAAGAAGGUAUGUUAAGAAUAAUCUUAACAAGGGAACAGGGGACGGAAAAAUUAGACUGAAGGAGGCGUUGAAAUCUCUCGGAAGGACUGUUCAAAAGUCUCAAAUAUCCCACUGCACCAUCAAUACUAAGGAAAGCAUACAUGUGUAUACUUUAGACGACUCCAAAGUUAUUUUAAACAAGAACAACGACCUUGUUGGAUUUAUUGUUACUGGAAAGGCACAAAAAAUCAAUAAGAGCGUGUGCCAGGAGCUAUCAAAUGCGAUGGGUGACAAUGCAAAAGCCCCCGAGAAUGAUACAGUUGAAGAGAAGUUAAAGCAUUGA
Molecule: messenger RNA, 360 nt
Organism: Encephalitozoon hellem ATCC 50504
Lineage: Eukaryota; Fungi; Microsporidia; Unikaryonidae
Exons: 1
Coding region: 1-360 (119 amino acids)
Source: RefSeq, a predicted model, not a curated record